This is a messenger RNA of Cooperia oncophora, 573 nucleotides long. The record is from the annotation of a GenBank genome assembly. Lineage: Eukaryota; Metazoa; Nematoda; Chromadorea; Rhabditida; Trichostrongylidae.
AUGGAGCUGCCAACUGCUCCUGACAAUAGCCUAUUCAUGACUACACUUCAAGCUUCAUUUCCUGGAGCCACUGGAUUGAAGUAUAAAAAUCCCAAAACUGGAGCUCUAAGAGCAGUCGCAGUGGAUGCCACUGGUACAAAACUUCUUCCACCAGCUGAUGGUUGGGACGACAAGGUCUUUACCGUAAUCACUCCAAGUGCUCGUGCCGACAAAGGUUCUGAUGUGAGUGUGAAGCGGCGAAAAAUCGGUUCAAGUGAUGGAGAGUCGGACAGUGAUGGUGAGGGUCGUGUCGGCCGUAAGCGUGCCGCUGACCGAGAUUUGGUGAACGAGCGCCAACCCGUUGAUCUCAUCGUGCUGGGCGUGAAUUACAAGACUACUGAUGAAGGAUUCAAAAAGUACUUCGAAACAUUCGGCCCCGUCUCGUUUGCAGAGCUAAAGCGAUCAAACCGCACGAUGGUACAUCUAAAGAUUCGGCUUUGUGCAAAUAGACACAGUAGAAAGCACAGGACAAGGUGUCUGGCACUGCUUGUCAACAUGUUGAUGGUAAGGCUCAUGCGAGGUCCGCAUCACUGA